AUGUUGAUUUAUGAGAACAAACUUGUUCUCGCACCCAUGGUGCGUAUCGGAACUUUACCAAUGCGAAUAUUGGCUCUUCGUUAUGGGGCCGAUAUAGUUUAUUCUGAAGAACUAAUUGAUUGGAAAUUUUUGCGAUCAAGGAGAAAAUAUAACGAAAUAUUAAAAACAAUUGAUUACAUUGAUCAGACUGAUGGCACCAUUGUGUUUCGCACGAAUGAAGAAGAACAUGGAAAAGUGGUGCUUCAACUUGGGACCUGUGAUUCUGAAAGAGCUCUUAAAGUGGCCAAAAUGAUAGAAAAUGACGUAGCUGGUAUAGAUAUUAAUAUGGGUUGUCCUAAAGAGUUUUCUAUUAAAGGUGGAAUGGGCGUUGCACUACUGGAACAACCAGACAAGGCUUUUAAAAUUUUAAAUACACUUGUUAAAAAUUUGUCAAUACCAGUGACAUGUAAAAUAAGAAUACUUGACACACCUGAGGCCACACUAAGACUUGUCGAGAAAUUGGUCAGUUCAGGAAUUAGAGCCAUCACUAUUCAUGGAAGAACUAGACAUGAGAGACCACAACAUCCUGUAAACACAGACACUAUUAAAUAUGUUGCAUCCAGAAUAUCUAUACCAGUCAUAGCAAACGGUGGUUCUAAAGAAAUUGAAAAGUAUAGUGAUAUAUUUAAGUUCAAGGAAAUGACAGGUUCCUCCAGCGUUAUGAUUGCUAGAGCUGCAGAAUGGAAUUGUUCCAUAUUUAGAAAGGAAGGUUUAUUGCCAAUGGAUACAGUGAUUACAGAAUAUUUGAAGCUUGCUGUAGAUUUUGAUAAUUCACCAUCAAACACAAAAUACUGUGUUCAAAACGUUCUUAGAGAACUACAAGAUACGCCCAGAGGGAGAAAGUUUUUAGACUGCCAAACCCUUGAACAAAUCUGUGCAAUUUGGGAGUUAAAUGAUUACUGUAGAGAAAAGCAAAAAUUGUAUCAAACUUUGGGCAUAAGUGGUAGAUGGCAAGUAAAUCCUGAUGAAUUACAGCCUCCAAAUAAAAGAUUUAAACCAGAGGAUGAUCUAACUGAAGUGGAAGAAAUGAAGGUAUGCUUUAUAAGGGCUAAUUAUACACACUUAACAUUACCAAAGACCGAGCUUCACAGUUGGGCUGGAAAAAAUGGUUACAAGUUACCAAUAUAUGAAACGAAACAAGUUGAAAAGCUAUUUCGAACAUUAUUAACAUUUAAUGGCAAAAAAUAUACAUCUUCUUUUUGGGAAAAGAACAAGAAGUUUGCAGAACAGGGUGCUGCCUUAGUCUGUUUAUAUAAUUUGGGACUUAAAACUAAAGAAGAUUUGGUAGCGCUUGGAAGCGUAAUAAAAUGA
Molecule: messenger RNA, 1350 nt
Organism: Leptosia nina
Lineage: Eukaryota; Metazoa; Arthropoda; Insecta; Lepidoptera; Pieridae
Source: the annotation of a GenBank genome assembly